This is a messenger RNA of Hyla sarda, 3590 nucleotides long. It is a transcript of the gene CHERP, whose product is annotated as calcium homeostasis endoplasmic reticulum protein. Gene Ontology annotation, cellular component: perinuclear region of cytoplasm. Bases 151 to 2952 code for a protein of 933 amino acids. Gene Ontology annotation, biological process: intracellular calcium ion homeostasis; RNA processing. NCBI's taxonomy places the organism in Eukaryota, Metazoa, Chordata, Amphibia, Anura, Hylidae. The record is from RefSeq and is a predicted model, not a curated record. Gene Ontology annotation, molecular function: RNA binding. The transcript has 18 exons.
GUCACUAGACGUAUUCCGACCCUGAGCCGCCGCUGCCGUGGUAACGGCUCGUAUGGCGAGGACGGAUUUUGCGACGCUUCCGGCUGUAGUGAACGAGUGGCGGUGUGGUGUGUAGAGAGGCCUGGUUGGGUGCAGGCCGCAGUGGUCGCCAUGGAGGUUCCGUUGCCCCCAGAAGACCAAGAACUACGCAAUGUUAUUGACAAGCUUGCACAGUUUGUGGCCAGAAAUGGUCCGGAAUUCGAAAACAUGACUAUGGAAAAGCAGAAGGAGAAUCCAAAGUUUUCAUUCCUGUUUGGAGGAGAGUUCUACAACUACUACAAGUGUAAGCUGGCCAUGGAGCAGCAGCAAUUGAUUUGCAAGCAAGCUCAGGACAUGGAACCCCAGCCUCAGAUAGCCACAAUUCCCCCACCAGCUUUGCCCCCUACUUUAGUGCCACCACCACAGGGAGCACCUGCUAUAGAGGAUGUUAUCCAACAAAGUCAGUGGAACCUUCAACAACAAGAACAGCAACUGCUCAGUUUGAGACAGGAACAAAUUACAGCUGCGGUGGAGCAUGCCAUUGAACAGCAGACGCAGAAGCUGCGGGAAGAAACCCAGCUGGAUAUGAAUGAGUUUGAUAACUUGCUCCAGCCUAUCAUUGACACUUGUACAAAGGAUGCCAUAUCAGGUGGAAAAAACUGGAUGUUCAGCAAUGCAAAAUCCCCUCAGCACUGUGAACUCAUGGCUGGUCACCUUCGCAAUCGUAUCACAGCUGAAGGCGCACACUUUGAGUUGCGCUUACAUCUUAUAUAUUUGACAAAUGACGUGCUACAUCACUGUCAACGGAAGCAAGCAAGGGAUCUUCUGGCUGCACUUCAGAAAGUGGUUGUUCCAAUUUACUGUACCAGCUUUUUAGCAGUGGAAGAGGAUAAGCAGCAGAAGAUUGCACGUCUUCUUCAGUUGUGGGAAAAGAAUGGCUACUUUGAUGAAGCUACUAUCCAGCAGCUUCAGAGUCCAGCCCUUGGCUUAGGACAGCACCAGGCUGCUCUACUAAGUGAGUACUCCACUGUUGUCCAGCCAAUCCUUGUGGCGUUCCAACAACAAAUUCAGAACUUAAAAACCCAACAUGAGGAAUUUGUGGCUGGUCUAAAACAACAACAGCAGCAACAGCAACAGCAGCAGCAGCAGCAACAACAACAACAACAGCAGCAGCAGCAAAUUCAGAUACCAGUGAUGGUGGAACCAGUUCCUGAGCCACCCGCUCCAGCACCAGCUCCCGUACCGGCCCCCGCACCGGCUCAAGUACCCCCACCAGAGGAUGUAAAACCUGUGCUUGCCAUCCCUACUGCUGCUGAAUUUGAGCCUCCUCCUGGCAGUGUACCAGAUCCUGGCAGUGCAGGAACCAGAGGUCCAGCACCUCAUGAAUCAAUGCCUCCAAAUAAACCACCUUGGUUUGAUCAGCCACAGCCUAUAGCACCCUGGGGCCAACAACAGCCCUGUGAUCAGCCCCCUUUUCCUCAUCAUCAGGGCCCCCCUCAUUGCCCUCCAUGGAAUAAUAGCCACGAAGGCAUGUGGAGUGACAGAGAUCCAAACUGGAACAAUGAACCUGAACCAGCAUGGAACAAUCAGAGAGAACCUCAAUGGAACAAUCAGUUUGAUGCUCCUUGGAGUAACCAACAUGAUCAACCACCAUGGGGGGGUGGUGGUGGUGGUGGUGCUCAAAGAGACCCUCAUUUUCGCAUGCAGCAUCCUCCACAUUUUCGGGGGCCAUUUCCCCCUCAUCAACAGCAUCCACCACAGUUCAAUCAGCCACCUCAUCCUCAUAAUUUCAACAGAUUUCCACCACGUUUUAUGCAGGAUGAUUUCCCCCCACGCCAUCCAUUCGAGAGACCACCCUUCCCUCAUCGUUUUGAUUACCCUCAAGGAGAUUUUCCUUCAGAGAUGGGACCUCCACACCAUCACCAAGGUCAUAGGAUGCCACAUCCAGGCAUGAAUGAACAUCCUCCAUGGGGAGGUCCUCAACACCAAGAUUUUGGCCCCCCUCCACAUGGUUUUAAUGGGCAGCCUCCACACAUACGUAGACAGGGACCUCCACAUGUCAACCAUGAUGACCCAAGCCUUGUUCCAAAUGUUCCCUAUUUUGAUCUCCCAGCAGGACUUAUGGCUCCAUUGGUCAAGCUGGAAGAUCAUGAGUACAAACCUCUUGACCCCAAGGAUAUCCGUCUCCCUCCUCCAAUGCCCCCAAGUGAAAGACUUUUGGCUGCGGUUGAAGCUUUUUAUAGCCCUCCUUCACAUGACAGACCUCGUAACAGUGAAGGAUGGGAGCAAAAUGGACUUUAUGAGUUCUUCAGAGCAAAAAUGAGAGCCCGUCGGCGGAAAGGCCAGGACAAAAGGAGCAGGCCAUCAAGAUCCAACAGUCGAUCAAAAAGUCGCGGGCGGUCCUCUUCACGUUCUAACUCCAGAUCUUCAAAGUCCUCCCGAUCAUACUCUAGGUCUCGGUCAAGAUCUCGAUCUAGAUCACGGUCUUAUUCUCGAUCAAGAUCAAGGAGCAGGAGCCGGUCUAGGUCAUCUCGAAGUCGCUCAAGGUCUCGAUCUAGAUCAAAAUCAUUCUCACCUGGAAAACGGAGAUCUCGGUCUCGCAGUGCAACUCCACCUUCUUCUUCAGGCUUGGGCUCAGGCCCUGGAGGAAGUGUGCCCAAUGUGCGCCUAGGAGAGGAGAACAAGGGCCAUCAGAUGCUAGUAAAAAUGGGAUGGAGUGGAGCUGGGGGCCUGGGUGCCAAUGAGCAGGGGAUUCAAGACCCAAUUAAAGGAGGAGAUGUACGUGACAAGUGGGACCAGUAUAAAGGUGUUGGCGUUUCCCUUGAUGACCCUUAUGAAAAUUAUCGUAGGAACAAAAGCUAUUCUUUCAUUGCCCGCAUGAAAGCCAGAGAUGAAAUAAAACGUGAGGGCCAGGAUCCUCCAGCACAGGAGUGAUGUAGCAGACAAUGAAGGACAUCUCCACCUUUACAGUUGCAUUAACCUGGACACUUGAAAAUUCAAAAUGGUGACAGACUAUUAUAUCCAUCUAAAACAACAUCCAGCAUAGUAUUUGUGCAGCUUAGUAGACUGCAGUUAUUUAGUUACCGUUAACCUGGUCAGGGGAUAUGUCUUGUACUUAUUAAUUCGAGGUUACUUACCUGUUAUGAUUUGGCACAGCACAAGAAUGAAUUGGUAGCUAGAAGCUGUUUUGCCUACAUACAAGUUCUGGCUUUGUGUAGGAUAUCAUAGGUGAGCAUCACAAGAUACCCGUGGCUAGAUGCUUACAAAUAUUGUUCACCAGCAUCUUUAUCUACUGUGACUCUGCAAAGUCAUAAACCACAUUUUUACCUUUAACACAGAUAUAGGCAGCACGAUGUUAUGAACCCUGUCUUUUGUGGGUUUCCAGACAAAGAUGUAUUAGUUACAUUUUAGCCCCUUAUGAUGUAACCAGAGGGGCUUGCUCUGUGCUGAUUUCUGUUUUAAAAAAAAAAAAAGGGUCUGUGCUUCAUGUAAGUAUGACUGUGUAACUUUUUAUUUGUAUGUGUCAACAUCCCUCUUCCAAAUUAUUUUGUAAAAUAAACUUUUGAUUUGGA